AUGGACUCUAACGGCUGGUACUCGAACCCCCAUGGAAUGAACGGAUACGGCAGGGAUGCAUACCUCUCGCCAGACCCGACGAGCUCAAGGACGCCGGAUGGGAUGGCGGUUGAUUCUGUGGCAGACUCGCACCAACUGCUGAGCGCGUACCCGCUCGCGAGUCUGAACGCAACUGGACAUGUCUCGCGCCAGUUGAGCAACCUGUCGCUCUCCGCCCAACCGCCGUCGUACGCCCAGCCGCAAUACUACGCGCUGAGCGAGUACACCUACCCGUCCCAGACCCCGGCGCCGUACACAGAGUACGCUACAGAGCUGAACCACCUUCAAUCCCAGCAUCUGCCUGUGCAGGACGGAGGCUACUGGGAGAACACUCGGAACGACGCCGUCCAAUACCUCGGCCAGCCCUCUCACACUUCAUAUCCACAGCACCCGUCUGCGCCCAAUUAUUGGCCCUCUUCUCUUCCCUCGCAGUCCCCAUACGCCCAGUAUCGGUCCAACGCCUUUGCUCACUCUGUCUUCCAACACACCGUUCCAUCCAUCUCGUACCCGACUCCUCCGCCACCCGCAAUGAAGGCCUCCUCAUCUUCGCUUGCCUUUGCCCUGGGUGCUCCACCCCAACCAUCUCCCCCCAGGGCUCCGCUCCAGUCCUCGCCACCCAAACCUCAGCCUCCUCCGCCACAGCGGCAACAGUCCAUCAUCUCACCCCAGGAAUCCAACGUCCGUUUUAAUGUGUUUGUUGACCAGACUAGUCGCGAGAUCGAGAGGGCUCAGGCAGCCCGGUAUAGCGCAGUCAGGCCACCUAGCACUCCAAGCCGGAGAAACAGUGGGACCAAUCUACCACCGUCAAGUCCCGACCCCCUCGCCGUCGCAUCUGUCGAAGUCGUCUCGACCCCACAGAAGCGGAAGCCUAUCAACCAGCUGCAAUCUCCUACAGUGAAGCGCGUCCAGACUCUCAACCGCACAUCAUCAUCCUCUUCACUAUCUUCCGCUCUCUCCUCGUCGCCCAUUCGCUCUGCAUCUUCAUCUCUCUCAAAGACCUCGCACACCAAUCUCUCGACCUCCAUCGACCCUAGCUCCUUGCCUCGUAUGACACCGAAGGCCAAAUCCAGGAUGCAGCCCUAUGUCGACUUGCCGCCCUUAAAAGCCAAAUUAACGCCUUCGUCGCAGAAGAGUCGUCCACCAGUUCCCUCUGCAUGGUUGAAGGGCAAGACGAAGCGGGAAGAUGAUGACGGGGGAGAGCCAGAUCUCGGUGGGUUCGGUUCAGAAGAGGAGGAAUACCAGCCUCACAAGACGAGCCUCGCGUCGAGUUCAGCUUCAAGGUCUCCUACCAAGAAGACGGGUGACCGUGACGAAAGAGCCCCGCUUGAGAAGUUGACUGCACUACUAGAUGACAUAUUCGAGGCUGAAGACUCUCUGCCUGUCGAACCCGACUUAGAAACCCUGCCCUCCGAUUUCUUCUCCCCCAUCUCCUCUGACCCAGCUCGCCCUCAGCUCCAGCCGAACCUCGUUCGGAAACUGACGAAGCACAUCGGUCUACUCGCACGGCCUAAGAAACGUCUAAGACCUAACAGCAAUGGUAACACGCCUCGUUCGACUGGCCCGGUGAGCCUGAGCGACGUGGAACCUCAGACUCUUUCUCGCGUACUGAAGAUCUUGGAGAGGAGUGUGAAGGCGGGAGAGGAUUUGGAGCCAUUUCCCAGUGGCGGUUCCGGAAAUGGGGUCGCCGGGUCAAAGAGCGCUCCGUCUUCACCUACGAAGAAGAAGGGGGGGAAGGCAGGGAAGAAGGGUGGUACUCAGGCAGAGCGACGGUCGAAGUCACGAACACCACGCGACGAGGAUGAAGAGAGUGUCGUGAACGGCGUGGACGUGGAUGAGCUCCCUCGGCCUCUCGACACGGCAAAGCUCUCGAGGUCGUUGGAGCUUGCUCGAGACAGCAUUUUAGCCGCCGACUGCUGUAUCGCGCUACUCGGGAGCGACCGUCUAAACAAACAACUCUACUCGGAAGAGCUCAUCAAUGCGUGCCUCUCGUCUGUCAAAAACCAGCUCAACAAGGUUAUCUACCCCUUCAUCGAAUUCUCAUCAUCCAGCGGCGAAUCUUCCACCUUACGACACGUCGCAAAGAGCCUGUCUUCGGAGGCUUAUGAGCAUAGACGACAGCUUGCGGAUAUUUUCCAGGCCCUAUUGUCCAUCCUUCCACGUAUCAAUGGUUUAGUAAAUGCCGAUGUCGUUGCGAUGUCGGAUAGCAUCAUUAUCCAGGCUGUCUACAUCGCGAUUGGACCAUUCUUCGUCGUCGAAGACGAAGGAGGGGCGAAGGCGAAGAAGGACAAUCUAGUAGUGGCUACACUUGGGCAGACUGCUAUGCAAGGGCUCAGGCUGGAUGCCUUGUCCCUCACCCGAAGUAUUUUUGCGAACCACGAAGAGCAGCGUUCUUGGAUCAUCGAGGAGAUCUUGAGCUCGCUCAUCAAGCUCUCAGAUACCAAGCAAAAAGCCGGUCAAUUUCGUUUGCGAGACGGUCGCUCGAUUCGUACUGUCUCUGCUCUUCUACUUCAAUUGGUACAGACCUCCGCCCACGGUGUUCGCAUUUCGGCCAAGAAGCUCGGCAAGUCUCGUCAGCAAGCGGCGGCACUCAAGAGGCACGAUAGCAUGCCUUCCGACAUCCCAGAGCCGUUUCUUGAAGAUGUUGAUCAGGACGAGAUCAGCCUUUAUCUCUCUGGAUUAGAGUCCGCUACCAAGGCUGCAAAAACAAUUGUGGUGUUCCUUACGCAAAGAUCGGGGAAGGGAAAGGCGACGAAGAACUCAAACGAAGCGGAAUAUCGUCUCAUUUUCGACAACCUCAUCUCGGAUUUGCUUGUUGUCCUCUUCUGGCCUGAAUGGCCCGCGGCGAGCUUGCUACUAACCAUUAUCUGCAAGUUUAUGCGCGAUAAGAUUUCCUCUCUAGACGACGUCAAGUCGAUGGCCCAGACAGAUAACAAUGCAGUCAAGCAACUCGCGCUGGACCAUCUCGGCGUAAUUGCUGCACGUUUAAGGACCAGUACCCUCAAGUUCAAGCUCGCCGACAGUCCAUCGAAUGGAAACACUUCAAUGCCGCUACGACCAAUGGAGGAGGUACUCGCGAGCUGCAGUUCAAAGGACUUGCAACGGCUAGUUACUGCUCACCGCGAGGUCAUCACUCAUCUGUCCCGACGGUCCACCGAGGAUCAGGCUUGCGACAGCGCUCGAGAGCUCAGCGCUGUGACGUGGGGCCAAGAGCUGGCCAUUGCUCUCAGGCGGUGUAACGCCUCGUUGUCAAACGACGGUAAUGACAUUGACCUAAUCAAGGCCAAUAAUCCCCAGAUGCUAGCGUUCGGUGUCAAAGUCAAAUCGGCCUUGAGAGAUGUCUGGACAGAUACGACCACCGAUAUCUUCAGUGUUGGCUCCCAGGACGAGGUCGUUCAUAUAGACAAGCUCGCAGAAGAAAUAGGAGUUAUUCAGGAACUCAGGCAUUCGUACCAGCCCAUCCUCAACGUCAUUCUCCUGGCUCUUGACGCCCAGGCUGUCUUCAUGCGCACGAAGGCUUUGCGUGCCCUCGGUCAGAUCGUCACCAGUGAUCCUACGAUCUUGUCGUCCCCAAACGUCCGCCGAGGCAUCGAAAGUCACCUGCUCGACAACUCCCCGGCAGUUCGCGAUGCCGCUGUCGAAUUAAUCGGAAAGUAUAUGAUCGACUCCCCAGAAGUGGCGGCGGACUACUACCAAAAGAUAGCUGACCGUAUAGCGGAUACGGGUCUUGGUGUGCGCAAACGAGUCAUCAAACUUCUGAAAUCCUUCUACAGCGUCACCGAUGAUAACAAACGACGGAUCGAUAUUUGCACCAAACUCGUACUUCGUAUGUUUGAUGAAGAUGACACUGUGAAAGACCUCGCCGUCAAGAGCGUUGAAGAUCUGUGGUUCCAGACACCGAUCGUGUCCUCGCUCAAGUCUCGGAACGCUAGUGGCGAGAAUCCUGCGGGCAGGUCCGACCUCCUUGCGAAGGUUUCUAUUAUCAUGGGCGUAUCCGCCAACUUCAAGGAUAGGCAGUCGCCGUUGGAGGACAUGUUGCAUAAGAUUAUGGCGGACAAGGAGGGUACCGAUGCGAGCGUACUUCAUGAGCGGUAUACCGAGAUUUGUGAGGCCUUGAUUGAUGGUUUAGUCGACGCGACUGAGUUGCCUGGCUUCACUAUCAUCCACUGCAUCCGGACCAUCUAUCUCUUUACGACAGCUUACCCGGCCGUAUUAUCCGGAUCCAAUGCAUCGACGUUGCUUCCAUACCUUAAGAAUGCGACCUCCAUCGAUGAGCAAGUUACGUCCGAUUACCUACUCAAGAUUUUCCGCGCCUCAGUCCCGCACAUGCCGAAGACUGCGAUGAAGUUCGGACAAGAGCUGCAACUUGCUCUUCAACCUAUGAUCCUGAAGCCGUCAACGGCGGGCGGCACAAUGGCACUGCAAGAGACUGUGGCCUGUAUAUGUGCAGUCGUGGAACAUCUGACUCACGACUAUGGCCGCUUGGUAGCGCUCUUAAAGUCGUGUAAUCAGCGACUGAUGCAGGCUAUCAACAAACCACGAAACACCAAGAUGUCUGGCCCGGAUAUGAAGACUCUUUGCAUCCUGAUAUUUAUUGUUUCGCUUCUUGUUGAACAUUGUGACUUCGAUCGCCUACGACGGGAUAGCACUGUACCGGAGGCAGACUUGAACGUAGUUUCAUUGGGUUCCAUCAUAGAGCACGUCUAUACCUGCCUGUUACAGCUUUACGAUAAGUAUGCAGAGGCAGUCCUUCGAGGAAGAAUCCUCCAGGCACUAGGUUUUCUGUUCAGGGCACAACCAACACUUAUGACCUUGGAGUCGUCUGCAGCGAUCAUGGAUGCGAUCUUUGCCUCUCCAGAGGAAGAUAGUCGAGGUCGCUUGCUCAAGAUCAUGCAGGAAUUCUUGAUAUCAGAAGCUUCAAAGCAUGCUGAUAAAGAGAAGAAGAGUGUCAAAUCCAAGUCGGUUAUCGCAGACGUGAACAUGGAAGAGUUGGUGGGAAACACAGACGGUUUCGCUGACUCAGGAGUGAGCUCCGCUAUCGUCCAACGUUACCUUGAGCCGAUCCUCGAAGCAGCUUUGUCUCAGCAUGCGCAAAUUCAAGCUUCCGCCAUCGACAUCCUCAGCUUCACGGUGAAGCAAGGCUUAGCCCAUCCUCUUCAGUCAUUUCCGAUCAUUGUCUCCCUUGAGACCAGUCCAAGCACUGUACUCAGCAGUCGUGCUAACGCGUUGCAUGCCUUGUUGCACAGCAAGCAUGCCACGUUACUCAACUCGCGGUAUACUGUCAGCGCGAAAGCAUCGUUUGACUACCAGGUCAGACUCUCUCCUGGGCCUGUACAAGGUUAUCGCAUGCAGCAUUCAGCCCCCACUGCACUCCUUCAGCGCUGGUAUUCCCUGGUGCGCGAGAAGCGAAACUCGAAAAUCGAAUUUCUCAAGUCUCUCGUCCGCGUGUUCGAAAUGAAACCGGAUCUGAAGUGCAUGCAGGAGGAGGUCCACUUUGCACGAUACAUGGUCGAAAACUUUGCCACGUUUGAUUACAAGGCUCAGGAGGAGGUGCUUAUGGUCGUGAAGACGUUGAUAUCGAUUCUCUUGACGUCUGGUAUGCAGCUCAUGGAGACGUUAUCGCCGUCCGACCUCCUCGAUCAACUGCGCGGACGUCCCACACCUGCAUCUCAGCUCCAAGGAACCGAAAAAGACGUGGAGAUGGCCGACACGCAACAAGAGCCGCCAAACGGUGCUGUGCCAGGUCAACCGCACGACUUGUACUCCGCGCCGUCAUUGAUGGCCUGGCAAUCUCUGGAUUAUCUACCCGUCAUGCGUAGUUCUGUCAUCCUAGCCAUGCUCAUGCUCUUGAAACGAUACCUGAAAAACCUAUAUGGUGUCACCGAAGAGAAAUGUUCAAAAUGGGUCAUUGGCAAGAAGAACACAAUCGGCGACAAGCCCGCUACCCGGCGUCACCAGCAGCCUCUUCAAUGGGACCGCUUACCUUUUGCCACGGUACCUAUACACACGACGCAAGAUAUGGCUGCUCAACGAACUACCUUCCUUGAAAUCUGGGAUGAGGAUGGUGUUGCGCCCGAGCCGGAAGACGAUAUGGACUAA
Messenger RNA from Stereum hirsutum FP-91666 SS1, 6135 nucleotides. RefSeq lists its product as uncharacterized. The transcript is spliced from 26 exons. Lineage: Eukaryota; Fungi; Basidiomycota; Agaricomycetes; Russulales; Stereaceae. Gene Ontology annotation, biological process: establishment of protein localization to chromatin; regulation of gene expression; establishment of mitotic sister chromatid cohesion. Gene Ontology annotation, cellular component: Scc2-Scc4 cohesin loading complex. Gene Ontology annotation, molecular function: chromatin binding. Bases 1 to 6135 code for a protein of 2044 amino acids. The record is from RefSeq and is a predicted model, not a curated record.